AUGUCGCCGAGAGAGGAGAAACGCGGAUCGCUACGAAAGCGGGCAGGGUCGGUCGCGGACUCCCCAUCCACUGCCCUGAAGAUACCCAAAGAUGAUUUCACACCGAGGACCCAAGUAGUCAGGAAUGCACGGGGCUCUUCUCGCGUAGGCCAGGGUAGAAGGGGAGGCAUACUGGGUGCGAGGGAGCCUACUUUGUGGAGCAGAGUUGAGGGACGGGUCGAAGAAGCAGCCGUAAAUGGUGAGGGUGGAAAGGGAGGGCAUGUCGAAAAAAGAAGUGGGUGCAAUGUUGGUUAUGUUCACCAGGCGAAGGUUUUCCAGGUGAUUGCCUACAAACCAGAAAACGGACUCCUCCAAAAUAGCCCCGUGGAUUGGGGUCCAGCACCGGCUUUCGAUUGA
Molecule: messenger RNA, 396 nt
Organism: Coprinopsis cinerea okayama7#130
Lineage: Eukaryota; Fungi; Basidiomycota; Agaricomycetes; Agaricales; Psathyrellaceae
Exons: 3
Coding region: 1-396 (131 amino acids)
Source: RefSeq, a predicted model, not a curated record